AUGGCCGAGAAUCGUACAUUUCUUUGGUUUUCCGACAUUCAUUUGGAUCCCUACUAUGGCACGGAAACGGCCGUUCUUCGGGACAAGAUGGGUUUUGGAGAAAAUUGCCAAUCUCCCAGUAAACUCACCACUCAUCCCUUGGGGGAUUUUGGCUGUGAUUCCCCGCCCGAAUUACUAGAUUCACUCCUGCAAAGUGCUGCCACCCAAGCGAAACCCGAUUUUGUCGUCAUUACAGGAGAUUUUGUACGACACGGCAAUGAUAUCUUGCUGCCAUCGCCCACCAUUGCGACCCAAGAAAUCUUGUACACGGUCAGUGAACUGAUACGAACUUAUUUGGACGCUCCCGUGGUACCGGCCGUGGGCAACAACGAUGUGACACCCGAUUAUUAUAUGGAUAUUCAACAACCAGACGACAUGCUGAACAUGAUUACACGAGGAUUGAUGCCUCUGUGGAGCGAGGAUAACCAAGAGGGCAUGGCAGCAAAGGCAAUGUUUCAAGAGCAAUUUCCACAAGGCGGAUAUUAUGCCCACAAUGUCACCUCCACGAUUACCGUAUUGUCACUCAAUACCGUCUUGUAUGCGACCAAUCGACAACCACAAUAUACUGAAGUUGACGUAGAUCCAUUGGGACAAUUCCAAUGGAUGAAAGAACAACUCGAAAUGGCGCGGCAAUCACAACGCAACGUAUUCCUCAUUGGUCACAUUCCUCCCACCAUUGGUUCCUAUCGACAUACCCAACUGUGGCACGAAGGAUACUUGGAAACCUACUACAACAUGGUCCAAAACUACUCGGAUCUGGUACAGGCACAACUGUUUGGACAUAUUCAUACCGAUGAAUUUCGUGUCCACAAUACAUUUCCACUCUUUUUGACCGCCUCCUUUACACCCAUUUACGGCAGCAACCCGAGCUAUCGAGUCGUCACUUACGAUGACAAAACGGGGGCACUAUUGGAUUAUCAUGUCUACUAUUUGGACUUGACAGCAACAAGCCUAACAAACGCCACUUCUGUUUGGCAACGGGGACCAUCCUUUACGCAAGCCUACGGGGUCCCCGACAUGAGUCUACAGUCACUAAAGACCAUUGUGGAGGAUUUGCAGAAUUCUACCGACACGAGUAUCUAUUGGGAAGCAUUCUUGUCACGGUUGCAUGUCUACACUCAUGGAUCGGAAGUCUGUGAUGCCACCUGUCGGAAGGAAUGGGCAUGUACACUGUCCAGUAUGACGGCGCAACAAUACCACGGGUGCCUCAAGGAAUCAUCUGGUCGAUCGGGCAUGGUAGCAGCGUUGAUUGUCGUGGUACUGGCCGUGGGUCUUGCAAUAAUAUGGGGGCGAAACUGUUGGAAACGGCGACACUACAGUCAGACGGUAGAGCACCACGUUGCCGAGGAAGAAUUGCCACCCUUGUCGUGA
This is a messenger RNA of Seminavis robusta, 1410 nucleotides long. The record is from the annotation of a GenBank genome assembly. NCBI's taxonomy places the organism in Eukaryota, Bacillariophyta, Bacillariophyceae, Naviculales, Naviculaceae.